AUGAAAUCUCUCCUAGUUAAAGAACCUCUCUGCACGCGCCAGAGCCUAGUCAACGACCUACGCAAUCUGGGCAUCAAAGAAGGUGAAAUUAUUCUCCUCCACUCCUCCCUAAGCUCUUUGGGCUGGGUCAGCGGCGGCGCCGUGACCGUUAUCCACGCCCUACUCGACACGCUCAGCGACACAGGCACAUUAAUAGUCCCCUCACAUUCAGGAGACAACUCAGACCCCGGGAAAUGGCAGAAACCCGCCGUGCCAGAAGAAUGGCACGCCACGAUCCGCGACACAAUGCCUGGCUACGAUGCACGAACUACGCGCACGUGGAGAAUGGGUGCUAUUGCCGAGACGGUCCGGACUUGGCCUGGUGCUGUUCGGAGUGCGCAUCCGCAGACUUCGUUUGCGGCUGUGGGGUGCAAGGCUGCUGAGUUAGUGGCAGAUCAUGCGGUUGAUUGUCUUCUAGGGAACGAGAGCCCCCUCGCUCGAUUGGAGGCAGCCAAUGCGCGGAUUUUGUUGCUGGGCGUGGGCUUUGAACUGUGCACGGCAUUUCAUUUGGCGGAAUAUCGUGUCUCAACUACACAGGAGAAUGUUUCGUUCGCGGUUUGUACUCCUAAUGGCCGGGAGUGGAUGACUGUUCAGGAUACGGCGCUCUCAGAGGACGGGUUUGAUCGACUGGGGUUAGACUUUGAGCGAGAUAGACCAGUCACCAGAGGGAUCGUGGGUGGUGCUUUUGCACGGUUGUUCUCCUUGCCCAGUGCGGUUGAUUAUGCUCAGUCGUGGCUGCCAAAGCAUCGCUCUGGGAUGACGUAG
Messenger RNA from Penicillium riverlandense, 804 nucleotides. Its product is annotated as AAC(3) family N-acetyltransferase. Lineage: Eukaryota; Fungi; Ascomycota; Eurotiomycetes; Eurotiales; Aspergillaceae. Gene Ontology annotation, biological process: response to antibiotic. The record is from RefSeq and is a predicted model, not a curated record. The coding region runs from base 1 to 804 and encodes 267 amino acids. Gene Ontology annotation, molecular function: aminoglycoside 3-N-acetyltransferase activity. The transcript has a single exon.